This is a messenger RNA of Fimicolochytrium jonesii, 1808 nucleotides long. RefSeq lists its product as uncharacterized. Gene Ontology annotation, biological process: protein N-linked glycosylation. The transcript has 2 exons. Gene Ontology annotation, molecular function: alpha-(1->6)-fucosyltransferase activity. Bases 205 to 1743 code for a protein of 512 amino acids. The record is from RefSeq and is a predicted model, not a curated record. Lineage: Eukaryota; Fungi; Chytridiomycota; Chytridiomycetes; Spizellomycetales; Powellomycetaceae.
GUCCUACGCCUCGCUCUCCCCUUGCGCCCGACCGGAUGUUCUUUCCUUUCCCUUCCCUUCCUUCCUUCCCUUAGUCAAUACACUCCUCCUGAUAUCUACACUACUUCCUCUCUCGGAAAGCAAGUACUCCCUCCCUCACUCUUUCCUUAAAAAAACACACACACAACCAUACCACACUAGAACGAAAGACGGAGAGAGAAAGACAUGGCGAGGUCGUCAAUAUCCCGCUUCCAGCAGGUGCUCAACAAACGUCUGUUUAGAGCUCUGCUGGGCUUCACCCUAUUAGGUCUGCUGCUCACAGGGACAACCCUCAUGGCCGAUAGCACAGACCGCGGACGCGCCUUAACGAGGCCUAUCUUGAAAACGGUCAAUGAAGGGAUUGUAAAGUUAAAGGACCUGACUCCGUUGGCGCCACAGUACACGUUCAACCCACAACCACUACCCGAGGAACUAAAGAUCGUGCCGCCAUUAAAAGGCAAUGGGCCACGGAAAAUCUCGCGCGAGCAGGCCAUCGACAAACUGUACCGCAUGGGCCACUACAACUGGCUCGACUACAUAGACUCCCUAGACGAUGACAACCUCGCCCCACUCACAAAAGAGGCCCAGCGGUGGAUAUACGAGUGGCAGAACCCAGACCCGAGUGAAUGCCACACCAAAAAAUUCCUCAUCAGCAACGGCACCGAAAAGGGAUUCGGUCUCGGCGCCCACCUCCACAAGCAGGGGCAUCUGAUGACACUCGCGAGGGAGACGGGCCGCAUCUACAUCCUUGCACCCACAGGCCACUACGACGACCAAUACGCGUUCUCCGACCCAUGCCCGGACCCCCACGACCCAACUCGAACCAUCACCAGCACCGACUGCAUCACCCAACCCGUCUCCUCCUGCGGGAUCCAGCACGCGACACCCGAGAACAGCAUCGCGACCAUGAUUCACUGGGAAACCGACCUCGACGGCAAACAUUUCGACCCGCAGACCAUCUCCCCGUACUGGGAAAAACGCCUCGACGAGCACUUUAAAGGCCAAAAGUUGAGCCGCGCGUUCUACAAAAUCUGGUGGCGCGGCCAAUCCGCAGCCUACCUCUCCCGCCUCAACGCAAAAGCAUCCGACGCCAUCCUCUCCCUCCGCAUGGAACCACGUCUACACACCAAAACCAUGGUUUACCACGACCCCGUCACCAACACCGACACCCCCUUCAACCUCACCACCAACACCACCGCCACCCCGGAAGCCCGCGUCCCGUACCCUCUCCCCCCAAACACAAUCAACCUCCACGUCCGCCACGGCGACAAAGGCGGCGAAAUGUCCCUCAUCCCACUUCAGAGCUACCUCGAUGUCGUCGACACCUACUCCCGCCACAACCCCUACCGCCAAUUCAAACGCAUCUUUGUCUCCUCCGAAGACCCCCAAGUCAUCUCGGACGCACGCACCCACGCCCUCACCCAAUCCCACCCCCCGACCUCCCCCAUCACCGAACCCACCCGCAACUGGGAGGUGUACACCUCCCACAUCCAGCGCAUCGACUCGGGGCCCUUCCAGCAGAUGGAAAAGUACGGACGCACCAACAUGACCAUGCAGUGGUAUCUCCAAUUGUGGAUGGGCCUGGAAUGCGAUGGCUGGGUCGGCACCCGCGGGAGCAAUUGGAACCGCAUCAUUGAUGAGUUUAGGUGUAUCUAUGUCGACAAGUGCCAGCUGCCGUAUUGGGAGGUCGGCCCGGAGAAGGAUUGGGUGGGAUACUUUUGGUAGAUAUUCUGUUACUGGACUCGCCAUCUCGAGUUUUCUCGUGACGCGCUGGCGUUGUGGGAGUGGGG